This is a messenger RNA of Suillus bovinus, 2457 nucleotides long. RefSeq names its product OPT oligopeptide transporter. Gene Ontology annotation, molecular function: oligopeptide transmembrane transporter activity. The coding region runs from base 1 to 2457 and encodes 818 amino acids. The transcript has 5 exons. Gene Ontology annotation, biological process: transmembrane transport. The record is from RefSeq and is a predicted model, not a curated record. NCBI's taxonomy places the organism in Eukaryota, Fungi, Basidiomycota, Agaricomycetes, Boletales, Suillaceae.
AUGGAGACUAAACCUUACAACAGCGCGACGAACAUUGUCGCUCUUCAGAACCUUCGUGCCAGAGCCGUGCCCGAUGUCCCUGAGGAUGUCGACUUUCUCUUGGAGCAUCUCAAUGACCCUAACUUUGACUACUACGCCUCACUUCCCUCUCCUACCUCAUCCACCACCGAGGUGCAUGAGCUUGAGCACAAAAAGAUAGCGAUGUCAGAGUACUCUGGCGGUGCCUCGGACUUCGAUGUCGAGUCCCGAGUUGAGUCUAGGCGCUAUUCUACAGCUUCAAGAACUACCACACCUUCGACUUUCGAUUAUGACGACGAGUCACCUUACCCUGAAGUUCGCGCCGCUGUGGCUAGCAUUGAUGACCCCACCAUGCACGUCAAUACAUUUCGCAUGUGGGUUUUGGGUAUCUUCUAUACCAUUCUCAUCUCGGCUCUUAACCAGUUUUUCUCUAUGCGUUACCCUUCCAUUAUCAUCACUGGUAUUAUUGCUCAGUUGACCGCCCUGCCCCUUGGCAAAGGUAUGGAGCGAGUCCUCCCCACUACGCGCUUCAAUACCAUGGGAUACACCUGGUCAUUCAACCCAGGACCAUUUAACGUCAAGGAACACGUACUCAUCACUGUCAUGGCGAAUGUUGUAGUCAGCGGUGCCUAUGCCACUGACAUUAUCGCAACCCAGAAAGUCUUCUACAAUCAGACUCUCACUACCUCCUAUCAACUCUGCCUUGUUCUUUCAACGCAGCUCAUCGGUUUCUCUUUGGGCGGCCUUCUUCGCAAAUUCCUUGUUUGGCCCAGUAGCAUGAUUUGGCCUGGUGCACUCGUCAGCUCCGCUUUAUUCAACACUCUACACAAAUCAUAUGGCAAACCAGAGGGUCGCCAUAUCUCUCGGGAGAAAUUUUUCUGUAUUGCAUUGGGAUGCAGUUUCGUAUGGUACUGGGUGCCUGGAUACUUGUGGACUGGACUGAGCAUGUUCAACUGGAUCUGCUGGAUUGCACCUCAAAACGUGGCUGUGAACGCGCUAUUUGGCACUUCCUCUGGUCUUGGGAUGGGCAUUUUUACUUUUGACUGGUCCAUGAUCUCCUAUGUCGGAAGUCCCUUGGUGACGCCUUGGUGGUCUGAAGCUAAUACGGUCGUUGCCCUUGUGAUCUGCUUCUGGAUCAUCACGCCGAUCAUCUACUUCACCAACACUUGGUUCACCGCAUACUUGCCAAUCUCGGCCUACGUGACCUUCGACAAUACUGGAUUGCCGUAUGACGCCGCUCAGGUGGUCACCAAUGCCUCUUUCAACGUCGCGCAGUACGAGGCUUACUCACCCGUCUUCAUGACGGCGACCAUGGCUGUUGCAUAUGGUGUUGCAUUUGCCGCUUUCUCCUCAGUGGUCGUGCACACAUUCUUGUGGUACCGCCGCGACAUCGUUCGCCGUUUCAAGAGCAGCCUCAGAGAUGAGCGUGAUGUUCACUCGCGCUUGAUGCAGGCAUACUCCGAAGUUCCUCAGUGGUGGUAUGUUAUCCUGGGCCUCGUAAUGCUUCUCCUCCUCUUCAUUACGGUGGAGAUUUUCCCUACGGAUCUCCCUGUCUGGGGUGUUUGCGUUGCUCUCGCUCUCGCUGCACUCCUCGCGAUUCCGGUUGGCAUGCUCCAAGCAAUUACAAACCAGCAGAUCGCCUUGAACGUCGUGUUCGAGAUGAUUGGUGCCUAUUUGCUUCCUGGCAAACCCAUCGCUGUCAUGAUCUUCAAAGCGAGCGCAUACAUGGGUACAAACCAGGCUGUUGGCUUUGCUGGCGACUUGAAGCUUGGUCAUUAUAUGAAGGUGCCCCCGCGUCUCAUGUUCACGGCACAGGUCCUCGCUGCCUUCCUAAGUUGCCUCGUUGUCACGUUUGUGCAGAACUGGAUGUUCGCCAACAUCGUGGACAUCUGCACACCCACCCAGCCUCAGUUCUUCACCUGCCCGUCCACCAGCACCUUCGGAAGUGCGUCGCUCCUGUGGGGAAGCAUUGGGCCCCAUCGUCUCUUCAGUCCAGGUGCCAUGUACAGCCCAUUGCUCUGGUUCUUUGCCGCCGGUGCCCUACUCCCCAUCCCCUUCUACUACCUUGCUCGCCGUUUCCCUCUCUCAUACUGGAGAUACAUCAACAUCCCGGUGUUCUUCGCAGGCAUCGGCGCCAUGCCUCCUGCCAAUGGCAUCAACUUUGCAUCUUGGGCACUUGUCGGCUUCAUAUUCCAGUGGUUCAUGCGCCGCUACCACUUCAGGUGGUGGAUGCGCUACAACUACAUCCUCUCCGCUGCUCUCGACGCAGGCGUCGCGUUCAGUAUGGUCGUCAUCUUCUUCCUUCUUCAGAUGCCGAAAGGUGGAGUAACGCUCACAUGGUGGGGUAACACCUUCUGGCAGCAAACUGCAGAUGCAAUGGGCACGCCCCUCUACGUAAUGCCUCCUGGCCAGACAUUCGGCCCUUCGACUUGGUCAUAA